Stylophora pistillata is the source of this 1596-nucleotide messenger RNA. RefSeq lists its product as uncharacterized. The record is from RefSeq and is a predicted model, not a curated record. NCBI's taxonomy places the organism in Eukaryota, Metazoa, Cnidaria, Anthozoa, Scleractinia, Pocilloporidae.
CAGGGCAACGAAGAAUAAACUGACACAAUUCUGCAAAAUCGCUGUCACGGUUGGGGCAUUUUGCAAGUGCAUGCGAGGAGCGCUCGUUAUUACAGUUUUUGUAACAGUGUUUUCGAAAUUGGAGUACAAAAGAAAUGUGUGGAUCACUUCUGUCGAAGUUUAAGAAUCCAACCAACAAGAUGCACUCAGGAAACAAAAGUUUUACGGACCCAAGCCAGGCUCCGAGUGAUAAAAGACUGACCGAGGAAGACGUGGCUUGGACUGAACACGGAGAGUUGUCUAAAGAUGGACAUCAAACUAGUGCAUCGAACGUUCGUUCCAUGAGAAAAAAACCCUGCACAAGCUCUCUCAAAGAGGGGUCUUCUAACGAAACUGAUUCUUCUGAAACAGAAACAGAAUCUGCCGUGUGCGCAUUGGUUGACCAAAGCAGAAACAUAUUCCCUUCCGCGCGCAUGAACAACAAGAAUGAUAGACUCCGCGUUUUGGAUCGCGAUGAUCAAUUGUUAGAAACUGCUCGUGAAAUACUUAUUUCUCAACUCCGUGCUUCCUCGUCAAGCUCCAAUUCUGCCCAAGCUGUCAAGCCUUUCAGUUCGGCCGUUUCCAGUGUUCCAAACAAGACGCGAGCCGCAGUGGCAUUUAACAUUCCUGCAGGAAAAGCGAAAUCGGUCUGUCCGCCUGCAAGAGUUCCAAGACGCUUCAGGCAGCGCAAAGUAGCACCCGAGCCUACUUUGGAAGAUAUAGAAGAGAAGAUGCGUGCUGUUGAGAAGAGGAAGAUGAAGGAGUUGGAGCGAGUCCGAGAGACCGCUCGUAGCAAGGCUAGACUGAGGCGACCACACCCUGUGAUGACUUCUGCCCAAGCAACCGCUGUAAAAAUCGCUGCUAAACAAGCAGCUGCAGAAAGAAAGCGUAGAGAAGAAAUGGAGAAGCGAAGACAAGCUGGAAGCAAAACUUCCCGAAGUAGGCGUAGAAUUGCAGAUGCACAGGCCUUCGUCAGGGACCAACUUCAGUUGUCCAUUCAACAUAAAGAGAAGGAGACCGAGCAGAGAAAAAUAAAGUGGCAGAUGAAGAUUGAUAAAAGGAAUAAGAUGAAACAGAAGUACGCCAAAAAAGUCAAAGAUAGAGUUACUCGAAGACUGCGAGAAGAAGAGGCAGAAAUCCGAGUAGAUCUUCAAGACAUGGAAACUUACAAAGCCUUGGAUGAUAGCAGCGACGAAUCUUGGGGAGACGAAGAAAAGGAGAGAGUCAAAUACGACUGGGAAGAUUUCUUCUCAGACUGAGGCCGACCUUUGAAUCAAGCGGUCUUGGAUGAUUGUGGAAACCACAAGUUUGCAUGUAGCUUGACCAACCAUAACAGACACAGAGUUGAUCUUGACCAAUCAGAACAUGGUUCUUUUCGCGCGCGUGGCGAGGGACAGGUUGUGUUACGAGUUCUGAUUGGUUUAUUUCACUGCUGUAGCUUCUUGUGAUUGGUCAGAUUGCAUGCCUACUUGUCUGGAUUCCCUCGGUCAUUAGAGACCGCUCUACUCUGGAUGUAUUUUAAAGUGGUCUUGAAGUUCGAAAAAACAUUGAAACAGCGCUGUAAUUGUUGAUAAAAAU